AUGUCAGAGGUCAACAACAACGAGGAGUUAGCACUACCACCACAGUAUUCUAGAUCUCGAGAUAACCAAGUCACGAAUAAUUUCAAUAUUAAUAAUGAAUCAUCAUACACACAAGUUGAACCACCACUAUAUGCUGAAUCCACACCAUCAGAUCAAGAGUCUGAUCUACCACAAGAGUACCAUAAAAGACGUCAAAUUCAACAAGAAGAGAAUGAAUGCAGUAUAUGUUGUCGUGAUUGUUCUCCAGAACAUCAAAUCAAAGGUCAAACUGCUAUUGUCACUGGUGGUACCAAAAACUUAGGUGGUGAAACAGCUAAAGAAUUAGCAAGAUUAGGAGCCAACUUAUUUUUACAUUACAGAUCAAAUGAACAACAAGCUAAAGAUUUUCAAAAAGAAUUGUCAUCAAAAUAUCCAGAUAUUAAAAUCGAACUUUAUCAAGCUGAUUUAACUGAUGAUGCAAGUUUAAAAAAGUUGUUUGAUGAAGCUAAAUCCAAAUUUUCAAAUGGUAUAGAUAUUGCUAUAAACAACGUUGGUCAAGUUGUUAAAAAACCAAUUACUGAAAUUACAGAAGAAGAAUUCAAUUCCUUAGAUAGUAAGAAUAAUAAAGUUGCAUUUUUUUUCAUUAAAUAUGCUGGAUUAAAUUUAAACAAAAACGGUAGAAUUAUUUCUAUUGGAACUUCUUUAUUAGCUGCUUAUACGGAAUAUUAUGGUGGUUAUCAAGGUACGAAAGCCCCAUUAGAAUUUUAUUCAAAGGCUGCUUCAAAAGAAUUAUUACCAAAGGGAAUUACUUCAAAUAUAGUUUCACCAGGUCCAAUGGAAACCUCAUUUCUAUUAAAUUCAGAAACUAAAGAAUCUGUUGAUUUCUUCAAAACUGUUGGUUUACAUGGUAGAUUAACUCAAGUUAGUGAUAUUGUUCCAAUUAUUAGAUUUUUGGUCACUGAAGGUACUUGGAUUACAGGUCAAAAUAUUUUUGCAAAUGGUGGUUUUACUUCUCCAAAAUAG
This is a messenger RNA of Lodderomyces pseudojiufengensis, 1002 nucleotides long. It is a transcript of the gene ADH4, whose product is annotated as Adh4p. The record is from RefSeq and is a predicted model, not a curated record. Lineage: Eukaryota; Fungi; Ascomycota; Pichiomycetes; Serinales; Debaryomycetaceae. Bases 1 to 1002 code for a protein of 333 amino acids. The transcript is spliced from 2 exons.